GGUCGAUUGGGCUGGUUGUGCUGCAUUAUCUGUCUACUGUUCGCCAUUUUCGGCCUAAGGAUUAUGAAUCCCCCUUUGGAAAGUCCCUUGCGUGGAGCUUUCAAUGCUUCUGCGCCAACUGUGUGGUGCCUUGGGUUGGCUUGGAUUGUGUACUCGUCCAUGGCGGGAUGUGGUGGCCUGGUGACAAAAUUUCUAUCCUGUAGUGUAUUUGCACCACUCAGCAAGCUUGUGUUUGCAGUAUACCUUACGCAUCAGCCCCUGCAGUAUCUCUUCUAUGCUUCACGACAGGAAAGCUUCGACUACAAUUAUUUUCUUAUGGGUUAUUUUUUGUUGGAAAUCUCGCGCUCGCUUUUGCUGUUGCUGCACUGCUAACCCUCGUCAUUGAGAUGCCCAUGUGCAACCUCGAGAAGCUGGUUUUAGGACGAGGAUAAGGUGAUGCAAAAGGUCAUCUCAGAAGAAGUUCUACUGCACUAGUUGAUGACAUACGAUUACAUCGACUCCCUUCAGCUCCAUACUUUAUCAAACAUUUUCCUUUCAGUGUGCGUGCCCAUUCUGUUCUCGUUCAAACCACAUGCGAUUUACAAGCGCUAUACCUGUCUCUUUGUUACAACAUCAUGUAUCCUUUACAUACUAUUAGUUAUUACUUUAAGACAAUCAAUGAAUCAAUAAAGCUUAUUCGAGUGCGGAA
Molecule: messenger RNA, 688 nt
Organism: Rhipicephalus microplus (southern cattle tick)
Lineage: Eukaryota; Metazoa; Arthropoda; Arachnida; Ixodida; Ixodidae
Product: nose resistant to fluoxetine protein 6
Molecular function (GO): acyltransferase activity, transferring groups other than amino-acyl groups
Source: RefSeq, a predicted model, not a curated record